Molecule: messenger RNA, 2049 nt
Organism: Eutrema salsugineum
Lineage: Eukaryota; Viridiplantae; Streptophyta; Magnoliopsida; Brassicales; Brassicaceae
Exons: 1
Coding region: 545-1867 (440 amino acids)
Source: RefSeq, a predicted model, not a curated record
CGAGAGAGAUUUUGUAACCAGACGACGAGGCUGACUUACCAACCAGAAGGAGAAACUCGAUGAUGAUGAUGAUGAUGUCCUUGUGGUCUCUUUGAUAAAUGAUUUGGUUGUGUUCAUUUUCCUCCUCUUAUUGAUUUUUUUUUUUCAUUUUUAAUCCUGAAAAAAUUCGGUUUCCGCUCUUUACUCUUUGAAUCCUCUGCUAAACACACACAACAAAAAUUCCCUCCUAAUCCUCUGUUUAUGUCACCUCUGUUUUUCUUCGGAUUGAUCUAAAAUCCAGAGAAGAGUACCAAAAAAAAAUCAAAUAUUGAUUACGAAUUGUUCUUUGCUCGUUACUCGUAAGGAUCUCUCUUUCGUCUUUUUCUCUGGAUCGCCUUUUUGUUUCCAGCUAUUAUUCACAAAUCUCGACAAAAGUUCUUUUGAUAUCUCAUCGAUUUCACCAAAACCUCUGUCUCCAAAUCCAAUUUCAUUAUUCAAUUCUCCGUUCCCCAAAUCAAAAAUCCUUUUUUUUCUCUCUCUCCUUCUCUGUUUUGAUUGAUCGAUUAUGGGCUGUGCGAGCUCGAAACAACGUAAGCGUUGCCUCCAUUGCCGGAGAGGAUAUUCUCCGGUGGACAUGCGGCGAAGCCAAUCGGUGCACCAGCCACCGCAACACGCAGACGACAGCUACCACAUGGUGGCUCUCAGUUCCUCGAGCCUCGGAUCUCUCAGGCUCUGCGAUUCCUCUUUCGGGCAUAACCACAAACACUUGGCAGACUUCAGCGAGAAGCUUGUCGCCGACGAAUCUGCCGGUAAGCGAAUCUCCGGAAAUGGGUUUGGUCACAGGGAAGUCAAGGAGAAGCCAGACGAUGAGAGAUUGAAUUUGGAAAUGCAGGCUAAGCUUAUGGAGGCUAAAGUAUGGUCAAGUAUGAUGAACGAGAAAAUCCCCAAGAUUGUGCCGAAAACUCCGAUCGCGACGCCUCCGGGAGAGCCAGAAACGAUCAAUACAUGGGAAAUGAUGGAUGGGCUUGAAGAUGUGAUUAGCCCUCUUCGAUCACCUAAUCACGUAAGGAGCUUCUCGUUCGAUGUUUCUCGUAAUGGUGAUUGUGAACAUCCCAAGUCGAAGUUUCAGGAGAAUGGUAAUGUAAAGCCAUUGUGGCUUCAGAUGGAGGAAGAAGGGCUUGAUUCGAGUUGCAGAUUCGAAGAUUUUGAUCCUAAGAUCAUUUCUUCCUUUAGGAAAUCGCUACAAGAACUCCCUUCUGAUCAUCCUUUUCACAUCUCGAUUAAAGAUUUGAAAUUGAAUCCAGGAGAAGAGGAAGAAGAAGAAAAGGAGGAAACUUUGGGUGAAUCAAGACAAACUAAUGGUAAAGACAAAGUGAUUGUCUACUUCACGAGCCUCAGAAGUAUAAGGAAGACAUAUGAAGAAAGCUGCGAUGUCCGAGUUAUACUAAAAAGCCUCGGGAUUCGAGUGGAUGAGCGAGAUGUAUCGAUGCAUUCAGGUUUCAAAGACGAGCUAAAGGAGCUGCUAGGGGAUGAAUUCAACAAUGGUGUUGGGAUUACCUUACCUAGAGUUUUCUUGGGGAGGAAGUAUCUCGGUGGAGCAGAGGAGAUUCGAAAGUUGAACGAAGAUGGGAAGCUCGAGAAGCUUCUAGAAGACUGCGAGAGGGUGGACGAAAACAGAAACGGUAAUGGGCAUGAAUGCGAGGCUUGUGGAGAUAUAAGGUUUGUGCCUUGUGAGACAUGUUCAGGGAGCUGCAAAGUGUACUAUGGAGAAGAAGAAGAAGAAGAAGAAGAUAGUGAAAGCGUAGUGGAAGAAAGAGAGUAUGGGUUUCAAACAUGUCCGGAUUGUAAUGAGAAUGGACUCAUUAGAUGUCCAUAUUGUUGUGAUUAGCUGUGUAAAUACACAUACACACAAAGGGAACCAUUGCUCUUCUUUUUGUUUUGUUUAACUAAAUUUUUGUUUUGAGUGCUUGAGGGGUUUCUUUCCUCUAGAGAUUUUGAUGUACAUAAGGAGGUUUUGAUUGUGAAAGCAGGUUAUAUUUCAAGUGUAAAAUUGAAAUUGGGAUGUGGUGU